Messenger RNA from Erigeron canadensis, 1617 nucleotides. RefSeq lists its product as uncharacterized. Gene Ontology annotation, molecular function: protein binding. The record is from RefSeq and is a predicted model, not a curated record. Lineage: Eukaryota; Viridiplantae; Streptophyta; Magnoliopsida; Asterales; Asteraceae. The transcript has a single exon. Bases 66 to 1493 code for a protein of 475 amino acids.
GAAUAGUUCAAAGUCCUAAAAAGUCCAAAAUAUAACCAAAACAUCCGUUUCCUUUUCUAACAACCAUGGAUAACUAUAACUACAACUCUUAUGCCGAGUCGGGCGAGUCCUCACCACGGUCGCGUGAUGUUGAUUUUGACCACACGCAACCAUGGGAGGACCAGUCUGCGACAAAUAAUAACUACAGGGUGAAAUUUAUGUGUAGCUACGGUGGUAAAAUCCUUCCUAGGCCACAUGACAACCAAUUGUCUUAUGUUGGUGGCGAGACUAAAAUCCUAGCCGUUGAUCGGCUAGUCAAAUAUAACGUUGUUAUCUCAAAGUUAACAACGUUAUGUGACAAUGAUGUAUUUUUUAAGUACCAGUUGCCAGGUGAAGAUCUUGACGCGUUGAUAUCGGUAACAAACGAUGACGAUCUAGAGCAUAUGAUGCACGAGUUUGAUCGGUUGAGUCGGGCUUCAGCUACUCCAGCUAGAUUAAGGCUGUUUUUGUUUCCUGUUAGCGGUCAAAGCCCGGCUUUGACUCCUGUUCAUAGCUUUGGCUCGACCGAAGGCAAAACCGACCGGGACAGGGACCGGGACCGGUUUAUGGAUGCGUUGAACACGGGUCAUGGUCAACCUACAAUGCCUAUAACUGCUCAACAACAAACACAUGGAAAUAAUGAACACAUGUUCCAUCCUCACAAUGAAAUGAUGCACCAGCCCCAAAUUAAUCAUCAAGUUAUGAAUCCGCAGGAUCAAAAGAUCGCGGUUAUUAAUGAUUGUGCUUCUGAAGCCAACCAGCUUCAGAAGCACAUCGAGGAUUUGCAAAGAUUGCAAAUCGCAGAAGAUCAACAACAACCACAACCAUUGCCACCGGGUCUUUAUAGAAAACCAAGUGAUGAUAAUCUCGCCGCGUGUUACACAGAAAACAACUAUGCACAAAAAAUGAUGGAAAAAGUUACUAAUGGAUACCAAGUUUCACAAGAGCAGCAACAACAACAACAACAACCGAUGUACAUGAUACAAAAUCCUGCAAGUAUGUAUCACCAGGUGCCCGUGGCUAGACCUAGCCACGGGCAAGGAUACUAUGUCCAAAGAAUGCCACACGAUCUUUAUCGUGAUCAACAAAAUUUUAAUAUGCCACCGCUUGUGGCAGCACCACAAGCGGUGGCCACACAGCAAACAACUGUGUCAUCACAACAACAGUUUUUACCACCAAAAGUGGCGACGUAUACCGAAGGAUAUCAAAUGGUCCAGUCAACUACAGCUGUUACGGAUCAAGCGUAUGGUCAAGUUGCGUACGAUAAUAUGACUGGCAGGCAGGUUUAUUAUACUACGCAAGGCGCGGUUUUAGCACAACCCCAACAACAACUAUUGCAAACACAACAACAAUUGCAACCAAGUGUACAACAAUAUCAAACAAUGGCUGUUGCUUCAGGUGCAACUGUGACAAUAAGUACUCAAGAUAAUGGUGCUAAAGUUGUUACUGCGAAUAAUAUGAAAGAAUUCAUAUGAUGAAGUUAAUUAAGUGACUGUAUUUUGUACCUAAUUAAGAAUUUGUGUCAUUUUAGUCGCAUUUGAUUUUAGUAAGGUUGACUAGCUAGCUUGUUCUUCUUCUAAAAUAAAAAUUAAUAAUAUA